Nomascus leucogenys (northern white-cheeked gibbon) is the source of this 11410-nucleotide messenger RNA. It is a transcript of the gene TENM3, whose product is annotated as teneurin transmembrane protein 3. Lineage: Eukaryota; Metazoa; Chordata; Mammalia; Primates; Hylobatidae. The record is from RefSeq and is a predicted model, not a curated record. Gene Ontology annotation, molecular function: cell adhesion molecule binding; protein homodimerization activity; protein heterodimerization activity. Gene Ontology annotation, cellular component: neuron projection; membrane. Gene Ontology annotation, biological process: neuron development; heterophilic cell-cell adhesion; signal transduction.
GCUGGUGAUGGAAUUUCAUUCUUCUGACUUCUAGAUUGCCUGUGAAGAGCUGCUUCCUUGGAAGAGCACCCUAAGGUUGGGUGGCCACUAUCCUUUGCCUUGGCAGAGCCCGCCAGAAGGCCUAGGCACAACCCGCUGUGUUUGCUGACAGCCAACCUACCCUGGAGUUCCGGAGCAGCCUCCUAGGAAGACUGGGGAGCGGUAGAAAGAUGGCUCUGCUGAGAUGAGCUCUUAAUUAAUGCACUGAGAGCCUGCGAGUCCCACCUCUCAACAGGAAUGAUUGACGUCCAAGGAUACAUAAAUUACACUAAUUGAGCUCUGCCUCUAUAUAAGCUUUCCACAGCCAACUCAUCAGAGAAGCUAGGCUUGUACCACAACCAAUACCCCUGCUUGGCAACUCUAAUGAGCAAACUGCCACAAAAUUGAGAGAGAACACACACCUUUUUGAUUUCCUGCUCUUCUAAGACACAGUGAUUUAGAAUUCCUGUUCAAGCAAGAGAACUAAAGACCUGUUUAAAGAAGAGAAGAGAGGCCAAUGAGACUCGAACCCUGAGCCUAAGUUGUAACCAGCAGGACUGAUGUGCACACAGAAGGAAUGAAGUAUGGAUGUGAAAGAACGCAGGCCUUAUUGCUCCCUGACCAAGAGCAGACGAGAGAAAGAACGGCGCUACACAAAUUCGUCCGCAGACAAUGAGGAGUGUCGGGUACCCACACAGAAGUCCUACAGUUCCAGCGAGACAUUGAAAGCUUUUGAUCAUGAUUCCUCACGGCUGCUUUACGGCAACAGAGUGAAGGAUUUGGUUCACAGAGAAGCAGACGAGUUCGCUAGACAAGGACAGAAUUUUACCCUAAGGCAGUUAGGAGUUUGUGAACCAGCAACUCGAAGAGGACUGGCAUUUUGUGCGGAAAUGGGGCUCCCUCACAGAGGUUACUCUAUCAGUGCAGGGUCAGAUGCUGAUACUGAAAAUGAAGCAGUGAUGUCCCCAGAGCAUGCCAUGAGACUUUGGGGCAGGGGGGUCAAAUCAGGCCGCAGCUCCUGCCUGUCAAGUCGGUCCAACUCAGCCCUCACCCUGACAGAUACGGAGCACGAAAACAAGUCUGACAGUGAGAACGAGCAACCUGCAAACAAUCAAGGCCAGUCUACCCUGCAGCCCUUGCCGCCUUCCCAUAAGCAGCACUCUGCACAGCAUCAUCCAUCCAUCACUUCUCUCAACAGAAACUCCCUGACCAAUAGAAGGAACCAGAGUCCGGCCCCGCCGGCUGCUUUGCCCGCCGAGCUGCAAACCACACCCGAGUCCGUCCAGCUGCAGGACAGCUGGGUCCUUGGCAGUAAUGUACCACUGGAAAGCAGGCAUUUCCUAUUCAAAACAGGAACAGGGACAACGCCACUGUUCAGUACUGCCACCCCAGGUUACACAAUGGCAUCUGGCUCUGUUUAUUCGCCGCCUACUCGGCCACUACCUAGAAACACCCUAUCAAGAAGUGCUUUUAAAUUCAAGAAAUCUUCAAAGUACUGUAGCUGGAAAUGCACUGCACUGUGUGCCGUAGGGGUCUCGGUGCUCCUGGCAAUACUCCUGUCUUAUUUUAUAGCAAUGCAUCUCUUUGGCCUCAACUGGCAGCUACAGCAGACCGAAAAUGACACAUUUGAGAAUGGAAAAGUGAAUUCUGAUACCAUGCCAACAAACACUGUGUCGUUACCUUCUGGAGACAAUGGAAAAUUAGGUGGAUUUAUGCAAGAAAAUAACACCAUAGAUUCCGGAGAACUUGAUAUUGGCCGAAGAGCAAUUCAAGAGGUUCCUCCUGGGAUCUUCUGGAGAUCACAGCUCUUCAUUGAUCAGCCACAAUUUCUUAAAUUCAAUAUCUCUCUUCAGAAGGAUGCAUUGAUUGGAGUAUAUGGCCGAAAAGGCUUACCGCCUUCCCAUACUCAGUAUGACUUCGUGGAGCUCCUGGAUGGCAGCAGGCUGAUUGCCAGAGAGCAGCGGAGCCUGCUUGAGACGGAGAGAGCUGGGCGGCAGGCGAGAUCUGUCAGCCUUCAUGAGGCCGGCUUUAUCCAGUACUUGGAUUCUGGAAUCUGGCAUCUGGCUUUUUAUAAUGAUGGGAAAAAUGCAGAGCAAGUGUCUUUUAAUACCAUUGUUAUAGAGUCUGUGGUGGAAUGUCCCCGAAAUUGCCAUGGAAAUGGAGAGUGUGUUUCUGGAACUUGCCAUUGUUUUCCAGGAUUUCUGGGUCCGGAUUGUUCAAGAGCGGCCUGUCCAGUGUUAUGUAGUGGCAACGGGCAGUACUCCAAAGGCCGCUGCCUCUGUUUCAGCGGCUGGAAGGGCACCGAGUGUGAUGUGCCGACUACCCAGUGUAUUGACCCACAGUGUGGGGGUCGUGGGAUUUGUAUCAUGGGCUCUUGUGCUUGCAACUCGGGAUACAAAGGAGAAAAUUGUGAAGAAGCUGACUGUCUAGACCCUGGGUGUUCUAAUCAUGGCGUGUGUAUCCAUGGGGAAUGUCAUUGCAGUCCAGGAUGGGGAGGUAGCAAUUGUGAAAUACUGAAGACCAUGUGUCCAGACCAGUGCUCUGGUCACGGAACAUAUCUUCAAGAAAGUGGCUCCUGCACGUGUGACCCUAAUUGGACUGGCCCAGACUGCUCAAACGAAAUAUGUUCUGUGGACUGUGGCUCACACGGUGUUUGCAUGGGGGGGACGUGUCGCUGUGAAGAAGGCUGGACGGGCCCGGCGUGUAAUCAGAGAGCCUGCCACCCCCGCUGUGCCGAGCACGGGACCUGCAAGGAUGGCAAGUGUGAAUGCAGCCAGGGCUGGAACGGAGAGCACUGCACUAUCGCUCACUAUUUGGAUAAGAUAGUUAAAGAGGGUUGUCCUGGUCUGUGCAACAGCAAUGGAAGAUGUACCCUGGACCAAAAUGGCUGGCAUUGUGUGUGCCAGCCUGGAUGGAGAGGAGCGGGCUGUGAUGUAGCCAUGGAGACUUUGUGCACAGAUAGCAAGGACAAUGAAGGAGAUGGACUCAUUGACUGCAUGGAUCCCGAUUGCUGCCUACAGAGUUCCUGCCAGAAUCAGCCCUAUUGUCGGGGCCUGCCGGAUCCUCAGGACAUCAUUAGCCAAAGCCUUCAAUCGCCUUCUCAGCAAGCUGCCAAAUCCUUUUACGAUCGAAUCAGUUUUCUUAUAGGAUCUGAUAGCACCCAUGUUAUACCUGGAGAAAGUCCUUUCAAUAAGAGCCUUGCAUCUGUCAUCAGGGGCCAAGUACUGACUGCUGAUGGAACUCCACUUAUUGGAGUAAAUGUCUCGUUUUUCCAUUACCCAGAAUAUGGAUAUACUAUUACCCGCCAGGAUGGAAUGUUUGACUUGGUGGCAAAUGGUGGGGCCUCUCUAACUUUGGUAUUUGAACGAUCCCCAUUCCUCACUCAGUAUCAUACUGUGUGGAUUCCAUGGAAUGUCUUUUAUGUGAUGGAUACCCUAGUCAUGAAAAAAGAAGAGAAUGAUAUUCCCAGCUGUGAUCUGAGUGGAUUCGUGAGGCCAAAUCCCAUCAUUGUGUCAUCACCUUUAUCCACCUUUUUCAGAUCUUCUCCUGAAGACAGUCCCAUCAUUCCUGAAACACAGGUACUCCACGAGGAAACUACAAUUCCAGGAACGGAUUUGAAACUCUCCUACUUGAGUUCCAGAGCUGCAGGGUAUAAGUCAGUUCUCAAGAUCACCAUGACCCAGUCUAUUAUUCCAUUUAAUUUAAUGAAGGUUCAUCUUAUGGUAGCUGUAGUAGGAAGACUCUUCCAAAAAUGGUUUCCUGCUUCACCAAACUUGGCCUAUACCUUCAUAUGGGAUAAAACAGAUGCAUACAAUCAGAAAGUCUAUGGUCUAUCUGAAGCUGUUGUGUCAGUUGGAUAUGAGUAUGAGUCGUGUUUGGACCUGACUCUGUGGGAAAAGAGGACUGCCAUUCUGCAGGGCUAUGAAUUGGAUGCAUCCAACAUGGGUGGCUGGACAUUAGAUAAACAUCACGUGCUGGAUGUACAGAACGGUAUACUGUACAAGGGAAACGGGGAAAACCAGUUUAUCUCCCAGCAGCCUCCAGUCGUGAGUAGUAUCAUGGGCAAUGGGCGAAGGCGCAGCAUUUCCUGCCCCAGUUGCAAUGGUCAAGCUGAUGGUAACAAGCUACUGGCCCCAGUGGCACUAGCUUGUGGGAUCGAUGGCAGUCUAUACGUAGGCGAUUUCAACUAUGUGCGGCGGAUAUUCCCUUCUGGGAACGUAACAAGUGUCUUAGAACUAAGAAAUAAAGAUUUUAGACAUAGCAGCAACCCAGCUCAUAGAUACUACCUUGCAACAGAUCCAGUCACAGGAGAUUUGUACGUUUCUGACACAAACACCCGCAGAAUUUAUCGCCCAAAGUCACUUACCGGGGCAAAAGACUUGACUAAAAAUGCAGAAGUCAUCGCAGGGACCGGGGAACAGUGCCUUCCGUUUGACGAAGCAAGAUGUGGGGAUGGAGGGAAGGCCGUGGAAGCCACACUCAUGAGUCCCAAAGGAAUGGCAGUUGAUAAGAAUGGAUUAAUCUACUUUGUUGAUGGAACCAUGAUUAGGAAAGUUGACCAAAAUGGAAUCAUAUCAACUCUCCUGGGCUCUAACGAUUUGACUUCAGCCAGACCUUUAACUUGUGACACCAGCAUGCACAUCAGCCAGGUACGUCUGGAAUGGCCCACUGACCUAGCCAUUAACCCUAUGGAUAACUCCAUUUAUGUCCUGGAUAAUAAUGUAGUUUUACAGAUCACUGAAAAUCGUCAAGUUCGCAUUGCUGCUGGACGGCCCAUGCACUGUCAGGUUCCUGGAGUGGAAUAUCCCGUGGGGAAGCACGCAGUGCAGACAACACUGGAAUCAGCCACUGCCAUUGCUGUGUCCUACAGUGGGGUCCUGUACAUUACUGAAACUGAUGAGAAGAAAAUUAACCGGAUAAGGCAGGUCACAACAGAUGGAGAAAUCUCCUUAGUGGCCGGAAUACCUUCAGAGUGUGACUGCAAAAAUGAUGCCAACUGUGACUGUUACCAGAGUGGAGAUGGCUACGCCAAGGAUGCCAGACUCAAUGCCCCAUCCUCCCUGGCUGCUUCUCCAGAUGGUACACUGUACAUUGCAGAUCUAGGGAAUAUCCGGAUCCGGGCUGUGUCAAAGAAUAAGCCUUUACUUAACUCUAUGAACUUCUAUGAAGUUGCGUCUCCAACUGAUCAAGAACUCUACAUCUUUGACAUCAAUGGUACUCACCAAUAUACUGUAAGUCUAGUCACUGGUGAUUACCUGUACAAUUUCAGCUACAGCAAUGACAAUGAUAUUACCGCUGUGACAGACAGCAAUGGCAACACCCUUAGAAUUAGACGGGACCCAAAUCGCAUGCCAGUUCGAGUGGUGUCUCCCGAUAACCAAGUGAUAUGGUUGACAAUAGGAACAAAUGGAUGUUUGAAAAGCAUGACUGCUCAAGGACUGGAAUUAGUUUUGUUUACUUACCAUGGCAAUAGUGGCCUUUUAGCCACUAAAAGCGAUGAAACUGGAUGGACAACGUUUUUUGACUAUGACAGUGAAGGUCGUCUGACAAAUGUUACGUUUCCAACUGGAGUGGUCACAAACCUGCAUGGGGACAUGGACAAGGCUAUCACAGUGGACAUUGAGUCAUCUAGCCGAGAAGAAGACGUCAGCAUCACUUCAAAUCUGUCCUCGAUCGAUUCUUUCUACACCAUGGUUCAAGAUCAGUUAAGAAACAGCUACCAGAUUGGUUAUGACGGCUCCCUUAGAAUUAUCUACGCCAGUGGCCUGGACUCACACUACCAAACAGAGCCGCACGUUCUGGCUGGCACCGCUAAUCCGACCGUUGCCAAAAGAAACAUGACUUUGCCUGGUGAGAACGGUCAAAACUUGGUGGAAUGGAGAUUCCGAAAAGAGCAAGCCCAAGGGAAAGUUAAUGUCUUUGGCCGCAAGCUCAGGGUUAAUGGCAGAAACCUCCUUUCAGUUGACUUUGAUCGAACAACAAAGACAGAAAAGAUCUAUGACGACCACCGUAAAUUUCUACUGAGGAUCGCCUACGACACGUCUGGGCACCCGACUCUCUGGCUGCCAAGCAGCAAGCUGAUGGCCGUCAAUGUCACCUAUUCAUCCACAGGUCAAAUCGCCAGCAUCCAGCGAGGCACCACUAGCGAGAAAGUAGAUUAUGAUGGACAGGGGAGGAUCGUAUCUCGGGUCUUUGCUGAUGGUAAAACAUGGAGUUACACAUAUUUAGAAAAGUCCAUGGUUCUUCUGCUUCAUAGCCAGCGGCAGUACAUCUUCGAAUACGAUAUGUGGGACCGCCUGUCUGCCAUCACCAUGCCCAGUGUGGCCCGCCACACCAUGCAGACCAUCCGAUCCAUUGGCUACUACCGCAACAUAUACAACCCCCCGGAAAGCAACGCCUCCAUCAUCACGGACUACAACGAGGAGGGGCUGCUUCUGCAAACAGCUUUCUUGGGUACAAGUCGGAGGGUCUUAUUCAAAUACAGAAGGCAGACUAGGCUCUCAGAAAUUUUAUAUGAUAGCACAAGAGUCAGUUUUACCUAUGAUGAAACAGCAGGAGUCCUAAAGACAGUAAACCUCCAGAGUGAUGGUUUUAUUUGCACCAUUAGAUACAGGCAAAUUGGCCCCCUGAUUGACAGGCAGAUUUUCCGCUUUAGUGAAGAUGGGAUGGUAAAUGCAAGAUUUGACUAUAGCUAUGACAACAGCUUUCGAGUGACGAGCAUGCAGGGUGUGAUCAAUGAAACUCCAUUGCCUAUUGAUCUCUAUCAGUUUGAUGACAUUUCCGGCAAAGUUGAGCAGUUUGGAAAAUUUGGAGUUAUAUAUUAUGAUAUUAACCAGAUCAUUUCUACAGCUGUAAUGACCUAUACGAAGCACUUUGAUGCUCAUGGCCGUAUCAAGGAAAUUCAAUAUGAGAUAUUCAGGUCGCUCAUGUACUGGAUUACAAUUCAGUAUGACAACAUGGGUCGGGUAACCAAGAGAGAGAUUAAAAUAGGGCCCUUUGCCAACACCACCAAAUAUGCUUAUGAAUAUGAUGUUGAUGGACAGCUCCAAACAGUUUACCUCAAUGAAAAGAUAAUGUGGCGGUACAACUACGAUCUGAAUGGAAACCUCCAUUUACUGAACCCAAGUAACAGUGCACGUCUGACACCCCUUCGCUAUGACCUGCGAGACAGAAUCACUCGACUGGGUGAUGUUCAAUAUCGGUUGGAUGAAGAUGGUUUCCUACGUCAAAGGGGCACGGAAAUCUUUGAAUAUAGCUCCAAGGGGCUUCUAACUCGAGUUUACAGUAAAGGCAGUGGCUGGACAGUGAUCUACCGUUAUGACGGCCUGGGAAGGCGUGUUUCUAGCAAAACCAGUCUAGGACAGCACCUGCAGUUUUUUUAUGCUGACCUAACUUAUCCCACUAGGAUUACUCACGUCUACAACCAUUCGAGUUCAGAAAUUACCUCCCUGUAUUAUGAUCUCCAAGGACAUCUUUUUGCCAUGGAAAUCAGCAGUGGGGACGAAUUCUACAUUGCAUCAGAUAACACAGGGACGCCACUGGCUGUGUUCAGUAGCAAUGGGCUUAUGCUGAAACAGAUUCAGUACACUGCAUAUGGUGAAAUCUAUUUUGACUCCAAUAUUGACUUUCAACUGGUAAUUGGAUUUCAUGGUGGCCUGUAUGACCCACUCACCAAAUUAAUCCACUUUGGAGAAAGAGAUUAUGACAUUUUGGCAGGGCGGUGGACAACACCUGACAUAGAAAUCUGGAAAAGAAUUGGGAAGGACCCAGCUCCUUUUAACUUGUAUAUGUUUAGGAAUAAUAACCCUGCAAGCAAAAUCCAUGACGUGAAAGAUUACGUCACAGAUGUUAACAGCUGGCUGGUGACAUUUGGUUUCCAUCUGCACAACGCUAUUCCUGGAUUCCCUGUUCCCAAAUUUGAUUUAACAGAACCUUCUUACGAACUUGUGAAGAGUCAGCAGUGGGAUGAUACACCGCCCAUCUUCGGAGUCCAGCAGCAAGUGGCGCGGCAGGCCAAGGCCUUCCUGUCGCUGGGGAAGAUGGCCGAGGUGCAGGUGAGCCGGCGCCGGGCCGGCGGCGCAAAGUCCUGGCUGUGGUUCGCCACAGUCAAGUCGCUGAUCGGCAAGGGCGUCAUGCUGGCCGUCAGCCAGGGCCGCGUGCAGACCAACGUGCUCAAUAUCGCCAACGAGGACUGCAUCAAGGUGGCGGCCGUGCUCAACAACGCCUUCUACCUAGAGAACCUGCACUUCACCAUCGAGGGCAAGGACACGCAUUACUUCAUCAAGACCACCACGCCCGAGAGCGACCUGGGCACGCUGCGGCUGACCAGCGGCCGCAAGGCGCUGGAGAACGGCAUCAACGUGACGGUGUCGCAGUCCACCACGGUGGUGAACGGCAGGACGCGCAGGUUCGCGGACGUGGAGAUGCAGUUCGGCGCGCUGGCGCUGCACGUGCGUUACGGCAUGACCCUGGACGAGGAGAAGGCGCGCAUCCUGGAGCAGGCGCGGCAGCGCGCGCUCGCCCGGGCCUGGGCGCGCGAGCAGCAGCGCGUGCGCGACGGCGAGGAGGGCGCGCGCCUCUGGACGGAGGGCGAGAAGCGGCAGCUGCUGAGCGCCGGCAAGGUGCAGGGCUACGACGGGUACUACGUACUCUCGGUGGAGCAGUACCCCGAGCUGGCCGACAGCGCCAACAACAUCCAGUUCCUGCGGCAGAGCGAGAUCGGCAGGAGGUAACGCCCGGGCCGCGCCCGCCGAGCCGCUCACGCCCUGCUCACAUCGUCCCGUGGCACGACCCGAGUGGGACUCUCCAACGCCCAAGAGCCUUCCUCCCGGGAGAACGAGACUGCUGUUACGACCCACACCGCAAAAACAAGGACCGCUUUUUUCUGAAUGACCUUAAAGGUGAUCGGCUUUAACGAAUAUGUUUACAUAUGCAUAAGCGCUGCACUCAGUCGGACUGAACGUAGCCAGAGAAGAAAACAUCAUCAAGGACAAAGGCCUCGAUCUUUUGCGCUGGGCCGUCUGUUCCUUCGAGGCACUGUAUUUAACUAACUUUAAAAAAGAAAAAAAAAUGCAUACAGUGUUUCCAAAUAGUCCUGAAUUGUCGACCUUUGCUUACAAGAAGUAGUCUGUCUGCAUAGGAUGUGAUAGCUAUAUCUCUGUUCAUUUUACAAUGUGGGGCAAAGUUAACUGUUUCUAGACAACUCAACUGCUUUCCCUGUGCAGCUUUGUAGAAGGACAUUGGCACAGUGACUUCUGCGGCGGGGAUUUAUUAAUGGAUUUUACAAUGCUAACGUGGUUUGCCUUCGGGGAAAAAACUGGCAACUAGAAUCCUUGUCACUGAUAAGCAAAGGAAAUCCUGAUUUUUUUUGUAAAUUAUGUGAGACAAGUUGUUUAUGGAUUUUUAUAUGAAUUACAAUUUACUGUACAUCAAAUAUUAGUCUCAGAGGAGUUAAUUUAUGUAAAGUGUUUAAAAAGUUUAUACUUAAAAAUAAAAUGAUAAAAACAUGUGAACUGUGUGAUUUUUUAAAAGGAUUGCACCUUUUGUUAUCUGUUAUAGCUGUACAGUAUAAAUUAUUAUAUUGUAGAGAUAUAACUUAUGCCUAUAAUGUCCAGAAGUGUUAAUAUUUUUGUAUUAGGUUGAAAAAAUGUGCAAGCUUCUAUCACUAGAUGGAUAGGACCGUGCAAUUCUAGGUGGGUGGUGAAUCAGAGAGCUCCUUUCUCUUCCCUCUCUCACGCAUCAGGCCAGUGUCCUCAGCAUUGUCAACUGAGAGACACAGUAGACAACUAGGGCUGGUGGAAUGUAAGGGAAGAUUCGAAGAAACGGGAGGAAGGGUUCUCUGGCCCUUUCUCAACCUUGCAAGUCAAUGGGGAGUUGAUAUAAUUAACCCCGGGGUUUUUACUGUUACUGUUCCACAGCUCUGUCUCACGAUGGAAGAGAGACCACAUCAGAUGCUGGGGAAACAGGAGGAGGAAAGGAUCUGAUGUGGUCGUGAUCCUAAACACGUGUCUUAAGAUCUAGGAAAGACAGCAGAAACCGAGCAGUGGUGGGUGAGCCAGAUGGAGCUGGUCAGGGUUACUCUAAGCCCACAUGACCAAACCGUCUUAGGGGCUGGUUUGAAUGACAGCCUCUGCUCUGUCUCGGGGAAGCCUGGGGUGGCAGAUCCAGCUGGAAGUGAACUGACAGCCGCGCCCUGCUGCACACAUGCAUGCACGCGUGUGGGAACGAGCCCAGCCGCCAUCUGCACUUCCGUGUCGGCUCAGCUCUGACAAAUCUCUUUCCUGAGCACUAAAUUCAGCCACAAAAAUAUUUUUAGAAGAUAUUUCUCAGUUCAUUGAGCUAUAGUACACACUGUUUCCCUCUAUGUAUAAUGGUGAUAAAAUAUAGCAAGUGAACAUGUCGUAAAUAUAAAGGUUCAAGUGAUGUAUUGAGAAUAAUUUUCUAACUGCUUUGUAUGUAUCACAUACUCUAAAUUGCACAGUAGGCGUGUUUAUUAAACAGAUUGGCUGGGAAAGUUUCAAAAUAGCUACUGAAUUUACAGUAUCAGUGCUAUUACUGUCUUUGUGUAUUUGGUAGAGCAUACCGAAGUAAUUAAUCUUCUAAUGAAUGCUGAUAUUUUAUUAGAAUGAAAGCACAGAUUAGCAUUAAUAUUUUUUAUCCUGGAAAUCCUUUGGCAAGUAUUAUGAGGCCCAAAUUUAGAAAACUAUGAGAUUUCAAACCACAUAAACAUAAUUCUGCUUUCCAUUUUAUUUUUUAACUGUUAACUUAGGUAUUUGCAGUUCUGUUCCGUGGAACUUCUGCAGGCCUGUAUUUAGCAUGCUGUAAGUACUUUUGGGUGAAAUAGGCUCUGAGUCUAAAUUCUCAGACAUGUUUCUGAUGUGUUACCAUGAAAAGCUUGUGCCACAUGACAGAAGUGAAAUCAUAGUCUUAACCUCUUCUUGACAUGGACUGGUCUUCACACGGGCACCAAUAAAUAACAGAUUUGGAGUAUCUCCUGGUGCUUAUUUUCGAUGAAGUCAAAUCAACCCAAUUAGUGUCUUGUUAGUAGGUAUAAUGAGCCUAUUUCUUUCUGAAAAGACUUGUGAUCUGGACAUGCUUUUACAAGAAAUAGUGACCUUGGGGAAUAUGUAAACAAAAGACCUUUUUCUAAGAGUUGGGAGGGGGUGGGGGACUGUAUAAUGAAAAGAAUUAGCUUACAAAAAAGAAAUUGAUAUUCAAAGUAUUUUAGGCAAAGCCAGUCAAAAUGCUUUCAUGAUAUUUUGAGAUGUAAAUUUUGUCUGAUUUGUAUUGUUCUUUUCAUUUGCCUUCUUAACUUUAUAUGUGACCUGAAUUUUCCAUAACUUGAUGACUAUAGAUUGCAUCUAGGCAUUCCAAUAAAAGCCAACCCAAUGUG